Triticum aestivum (bread wheat) is the source of this 3084-nucleotide messenger RNA. Its product is annotated as protein argonaute 1A. Gene Ontology annotation, molecular function: protein binding; RNA binding. Bases 948 to 2906 code for a protein of 652 amino acids. The transcript is spliced from 19 exons. NCBI's taxonomy places the organism in Eukaryota, Viridiplantae, Streptophyta, Magnoliopsida, Poales, Poaceae. The record is from RefSeq and is a predicted model, not a curated record.
GCAUGUCAGAAUUGAGUCAAAGUAGAUCAACUGUUCGAUGAUUUAAAUGUUCAUACCUUGCUUUGGUUAAGCUGAUAUGAUUGUAUUGGCUUCUUAGAAGUUAGUUAAAAAAAGGGCAGCCCGGUGCACGUAGCUCCUGCUUGCACAGGGUCCGGGGAAGGGUCCGACCACUUUGGGCCUUUUGUGUGCAGCCUUUCCCUACAUUUCUGCAAGAGGUUGUUUCCAGGACUCGAACCCAUGACCUCAUGGUCAAAAAGAGGCUUCGUAGAAGCUAGAAGUAAUAAAUUCUGAACAUAAGAAAGAGAAAAAAAAAAGCUCCGAACCAUUUUGUUUUGACUAUUAAGAAUAUAUUAUGUGUGAUCAUCACGUUAGUUAGUUCUGGGGAUCCAUGCAGCUGCAAGAGAAGAAACCAUAGUUAUGGAGGGCAUCAUUUAGAUUUGAUUUAGGACUCUAGUUCUUGGGAUCGUGCAGAUGCGAGAUAAGUGGUUUACUGUCAUGGUACAUAGAGGGCACUAAUCAGACUUGAAUUUGGACUCAUUUUUUCCCGAGAAAAAUGCAAAUCUUGCGCCUUGAUGCUUUAUAAUGGAAGAAUAUGUACAUGCUUUAAGUGAGCCUGAGGUAACAGCACAUGUAGGCAACAGCUUUUGAGCCUUGAUACACAAUAUUGAAUAUAUCGAUUGCGUGGAUGAACAAUAUUGGUGAGAGGCGAUCCCCCUGACCUUGCUGACUUGGUGAUUGAGGAGCUUUGUAUGUCACGGUGCGAAACAGCAAGGCAAUCCAGGCUGUGAACUGUAUGCUAAAGCCAAGCUUUCGGAGGACCUCAAAACGAUACAAUCGAAGGAGCACUGAUAUCCAAUUUGAGGACAACUGAGGAGCUUUGAACCUUGCCAGGAACUGCGCCAUGAGCUGUGCCAACAUGAAAUUGUCAUGGAUGCUCCUAUCGUGCAAUGAAGGCUCCUUGGUUUUGCAUCUUCAUUACGUCGAGCUUGGGUGCAGAUACUUCCUAUAAAGCAUUCAUCAAGCCUCAACUCGUGAUUGAUUUUGUUGCCGAGCUUCUUUGCAGACGCAUCUCCGAUGGCCCCAUAAAUUAUAUUGAACGCCUGAAGAUCGCGAAAGCUUUGCAUGGUAUAAAGGUUUAUGUCACACAUAGGGGCGAUGUGCGUAAGAAGUACCGUAUAUCUGGCCUUUCAUCAGAAGGGGCAAGCAAGCUAUCUUUUCCAGUUGGUGAUCAUGGAACUCAGAAGACAGUAAUGCAAUACUUCCAGGAGAAACAUGGCUAUGAUAUUCAGCAUUUUGUUUUGCCUUGCUUGCAAGUUGGUAAUCAGCAGAGGCCAAAUUACCUGCCAAUGGAGGUCUGUAAGAUAGCCGAGGGACAACACUACAGAGAACAGUUAAAUGAGGAACAGUUAUCUGCUCUUCGUGAAGUUACUUGCCAGCGCCCCAUAGAGAAGGAACUGGCCAUUUUACAGACUUCAAAAUUAUACAAUGCGGACCCAUAUACAAAGGAAUUUGGCAUAACUUUUUAUAACAAACUCACAACAGUUGAAGGUCGUGUGCUACCUCCUCCUUACCUUAAAUUUCUUGAUCGCACUGGCAAAAAUGAUGUAUUAGUGUUACCAAAAGUCGGCAAGUGGGACAUGUGGUGCAAGAAAAUGGUCAAUGGAGGAGUAGUUAACACCUGGGCAUGCAUUAACUUUGCUUGGGAAGUCACAGAUGCUCAUGCUCUGAAUUUUUGUGAUGAGUUGGUGCUGAUGUGCAAUGUAUCCGGGAUGGACCUCAGGCCUGAACCUGUGCUCCCUGUAGCAGCUUAUGACCCUAAAUCCGUAGCACGGUCACUCAAGAAACACCAUAAACGUGUCAUGAACAUACUUGGACCACGGCGCCAAAAACUCGACCUGCUGAUUCUAAUAUUGCCUGACAAUAAUGGCACUCUUUAUGGUGACAUCAAAAGAAUAUUGGAGACAGAUAUUGGAGUGGUCUCUCAAUGUUGUCUUGCAAAACAUGUUUUUAUGCCAAAAAAACAGUAUUUUGCGAAUGUUGCCCUUAAAAUUAAUGUUAAGGCCGGAGGGAGAAAUACGGUACUUGUUAGUGCUUUGGAGAGGAAACUCCCCCGUAUUGGUAAAAUACCGACUAUCAUAUUUGGCGCUGAUGUUAGUCAUCCACAUCCUGGAGAAGGAUGUUCUAGUCCUUCCAUUGCAGCUGUUGUUGCUUCUCAAGACUGGCCUGAGAUUACCAAGUAUGCUGGAUUAGUCAGUCCACAAACCCAUCGGGAAGAAGUCAUAAAUAACCUUUUUAAUGAAGAAACUGGUGGAAUGAUCAAAGAGCACCUCAUUUCUUUCAGGAGGGCAACUGGAUGCAUACCUGGGAGAAUCAUAUUUUACAGGGAUGGUGUCAGCAAUGGACAGCUUAAUCAGGUUUUGGAUGUUGAACUUUCUGCCAUAAAAAAGGCCUGUGCAUCCCUGGACCCUUGCUAUAGCCCACGAGUUACCUUUGUUGUCGUUCAGAAACGUCAUCAUACCCGUCUGUUUUCUGAUAACUAUGAUGUUGUGAGUACAAUUUAUGGAAGUGGAAAUGUACUGCCUGGUACAGUGAUUGAUAAAGAAGUAUGCCAUCCCACUGACUUUGAUUUUUAUUUGUGUAGCCAUGCUGUCACUAAGGGAGUGAGCCGACCUGUGCGUUAUCAUGUUCUGUGGGAUGAAAACAAGUUUACGGCUAACGCUUUGCAAACGCUCACAAACCACCUAUGCUACACGUAUGCGAGAUGCACCUCUUCUGUUUCAGUUGUGCCUCCUGUCUACUAUGCACAUCUUUUGGCUUCGCGGGGACGACUUUAUAUCAAACGAGGGCAUGAGGGAUCCUUUCCCGUUCUCAGUGAAAAUGUGAAAGGUGUUAUGUUUUUCUGCUAAAGCAGUUUUGAAAGUGUUGAUAUGGGUGAAUAGGAGCCCAGAACAAUUUACAUUGAGCUUGAGCUUUAGUUUAAUACUAAUCAUGUUUCUGAGUAGAUCCUAAUUACUCCCUCCUAUCCAUUGUACUACAUUAAUCUGCGAUAAUCAAUAUUGGAUCAGAGAGAGUACACUUUAGAUA